Messenger RNA from Pimephales promelas (fathead minnow), 2824 nucleotides. The record is from RefSeq and is a predicted model, not a curated record. Lineage: Eukaryota; Metazoa; Chordata; Actinopteri; Cypriniformes; Leuciscidae.
UGAUGAACCAGAAGACACACAUUGGCAAUCAUUCACUGACAGAGAUGCUGCACUGAGGCUUAACACUUCUGCUCUGCAUGGUGCAUGAAUGCAUUUGGUCAGAUGAGGAAUGAUGCUAUGGACCAUUAUCUUCGUUUGAAAGGCACAGAUGAAGAGGACUAGCAUGUCUCAUCCUGUAUGGAGUUCACUUCAGAUGCUCCUGCUUCUGUCCUCUUCUGUCAGGAUUAAUCCUGCUGUGUCUGAAUUAGUAUUUUCAAUCUUACCAGAAGAUGGCGUUGGGAUUUUAAAUAGCUCUCUGAUGCUGCACUGCACAGUGUUUGACUCUGGCCCAAAGGCUCCUCCACCAGUGAAAUGGGAAAGAGACACUGGUGGUCUGGACAGCAGGAUUCAUCAAAUGACCAAUGGCUCACUUUUCUUUCCGCGCUUAAAAGAGGAAGACUUUGGAAACUAUUCGUGCAGUGCCAAGAGAGGGAACAAACAGAUUCAGACAACUGUCAUGAUCAGCAAAGCAUGCCUGGAAGAUGUGUUCUUUCACCCUCAGUCCAUAAGAACUGAAGAGGGACAUGAUGUGUUUCUUCAGUGUGUCUCUGGUGAUAGUUCUCCUCCUGCUCAGAUUUCAUGGUUGAAAAAUGGCAGAGUUCUCACCAAAGGAAACCAAAUUCAGGGACAGUAUGGAGGAGGGAGUCAAAGGAAGACUUCAGGCACCUUGCACAUGGCUAACAUCACCAAAACAGACCAAGGAAUAUAUAUUUGUGUCACCCACAAUCCUCUUCUGAACAUAAGCAAAGAGAGUCAUGCAGCAACUCUGACAGUGCAUGGUGUUGACAUAAAGGUCAUUGAGGGCCCACAAAAUGUCACUGUACCUGUUGAAAAGGAAGCAGCACUCCACUGCUUUGUUGAAGGCUUUCCCAUUCCCACAGUGCAGUGGUUUAAGGAUGGACGUCCAUUACCCAAUUCUUCUAGAUGGGAUCUGCAGAAAGAUGGACAACUGCUGAUUUUCAAGAGAGUUUUGUCAGAAGAUGAGGGGCUGUAUUUCUGUGAAGCUCGCAAUGAGAAGGAGAAAGUGAAAUCCCAACCAGCCUACCUCUUACCUGCAGUUAUGGAUUGGACCUUUAUGGUUGAACCUGCCAACCUAACAGUGAGGAAGGGUGAAUCUGCGACUCUCUCCUGUAGGCCUCCUCACAGCAGACCUCAAGCACAAGUGUCUUGGUUUAAGAACAACAAACUCCUCCACCCAGGACUGCAUUAUACUGCUGAUCCUAAUGGAGACCUGCACUUCCACAGUGUACAAGAGACAGACCGUGGAUGGUAUUUCUGCAGAGCAUCUAAUUCCCUUCUCAAAAGGGCUAUUACCUCGAAAGAAAUCUUCCUAGAGGUUCAUGAACCUCCAUCCGUGACUAUCUGGCCAACGGUGAUAACGUCUCCUGUAGGAGCUGAAGUGACGAUUCACUGCCAAGUGUUAGGACACCCUGCUCCUUCAAUCAAGUGGUUAAAGCUAGGUCAGUCUGUCCAAACUGGAGGCAAAAUUAUCAUGGGGUUGAGAAACACAACUCUCUACAUUUCAUCAGUGAGAAAGCAUGAUGAAGGACAUUACACAUGCACAGCCUCCAAUGCACUGGGUCACGAUGAGAAAACUAUGACUCUUCGAGUUGCUGUGAAACCAGUCAUUGUUUCCUUCGUUGCAUCACUCACAGUCUCAGAGGGAUCUCCUGUUAGACUCCCUUGUAAAGCCGUAGGAGAUUUUCCUGUCAAAUAUACUUGGAUUAGAACCGCUUUGAUACGAAACUCACAACUGUCUGAUCCAAAGUCUCUGGUCUCACUCCCACAACAGAUACGCAUUGAUGAUAAUGGGACCUUAGUCAUCUCAAAUAUUCACCAGUCUGAUUCAGGAGAGUACCACUGCACUGCCAAAAACAGAGUCGGUCAGGAUGUAAGAAGCGCCAUUAUAACUGUAACAGCUGACUCUGAUGUCCUACGUGAUAAAGAAGCACUGAGUAAAAUGAUUAUAACCACUGUUCCAGAGAGUGAACAAGAACUAUUUACUAAUUCCUUUUUCCAUGGCUCAAAGAUUCGGAACAAUACAGAGAUAAAAGAAUCGCUUCAGUGGACAACUGAAGUUUAUACAAAGAUAUCUUUGUUGAAUGCUUUUGUGGAGGACUCACCAACAUAUUUGAAUCUUGAAUCUACCCAAGACACUACAGAAUUGAUUUCACUGAAGCCAACUGGCAUUAGCGUAGGAAGUAAUGAUAACAUUAAAGAACUUAUUCAAACACAAAAUCCAACUGCUGUGCCCGUCAAACCAACAACAUCUCCCCAACUCAAAGAGACUUUUAUGCAGGAUACACAUCCACAUAUCCAACCAACGGACCAGGUCACUAAACCUCCAUUAAUGAAUCCAAUCACAAACAGCCCCUCGCCUGCAGACUCAUAUUCUCAGAUUACAAACAUUCAAAGCUUUUCCCAGACUCCAGGCUUACCUUUAAUGGAUGUGGACAACUUCACUGUGGAACAGCAUCAGAAUAAGAGUCAAAGCAUUAAGCAGUCUGGAGGUACGAAAUCAUCGGUGACAAAUGACACAGAACUAGUUGAAUCACUCAAGAAAAACACCUCACAGGCCCCUAUGAAGACCACUGACAAUAAUAACAGAGAAAAGGAGAAAUCUCAGACUUGGUUGCCUGUGAUUGAGAAACAUGACAUUCCCAUUGUGGUUGGAGUAGGUGUUUCUUUGGCAUUCAUUUUCAUUGCCAUGGCCUUUUAUUCUCUGGUUCAGACAAAUGAUCCUGCUGCUAUGCCUACAGGGAGAGCAGGUGAGACUUUAAUAUAA